UCGGUCCCUAGAACAGAAUUUUUUGCGAACAUUUCCAAUUUCAAGAAAUAAACAAAUAUCCACCAUGUAAAUGAAGUGAUGGCAUAAUAAAAUAAAGCAAGUUUGAAUAAAGUUAUCCACAAGAAAAUAAAUAAUUAUUUACAUGACGUAAAACAUGCAUGGGCGACAUCAUGAGUUUAUUCAGUGCGUGGUUCUUGCCAUAGGAACAGGCAAUAAGAAAAGUAAAGAAAACACAUAACGCCGCCGCGGUCAAAAGUCUCAUCAGACAAUACGCUGUGUCGAAUAGUGAUAAUAAUUGCACAUUUUCUUUUUUUUUGUAUUAUGGCUGCCGCCGCACUGUCGUUUGUUGUUAUAUGAUAACGAGGAAGAGGGCAUAGCCAUAAUAAAACGCAUCUAAUUUUUGCACUGUUUUUCUGAUGCGACUCGCUCGAGGUGUACGGUUUCGUUGACUGCUCAGUGUCAGUUGAAAGUGAUACCGUGUAUAAGUAUAUUUAAUAAUAAUGCAAAUGGUUUUAAAUAAAUGUUCUAGUAAUGCGAGAAAACACAAGUGUCAAAUAAAACAAAACUACAUAUAUGUAAUUACCAAACAGCCCUGCCUUCCCACAAAACACGCCCACCCACGCGCCAUAACAACUUAGCCGAAUGCCUCAUAUGUUUAAAUUCGCAAUAACAGUGAAUAAUGUUGAAGACCCCCACAAUACAAGGCUGAAAAAGAUAAUAAGUAAGGGCCCAACUGACCGCUUAAAGGCGUCAUUGAAGAUGUGAAAGAAGAAAACCAUUAUGAAAAAUAAAACAACCUUCCAAACUCAAAGUAAUAUAGGUGAAACUAGUGUUAUUCAAUAAGUCAUUGAUUGGCCAUUGGCUUUGUGUCUUAUGUUCUGUUACAAAAUCCAACUUGCUAUGUUACUAUCAUCGUUUGCUUUGUUCUGUGCACUAAAUAUUUGAUUGGUGGUGUUUACCGUUCUUUGCAUUUCUUAAGUACUUUUGACGUGGUAUUUGCUCGUUGAUCAACAACGACAACCCACCCCCACCCGCCAACAUCCCUUGUCGUCAGCAGUUGUUGUUAUUGAGUAUCUUGUGUUCGUUGCGUGCCCGUUGCUACAGCCGUCAUGUCCAUAUCAGAACAUGGUACCGGCAAUUCAUCAAUUAAAAGUGCAAUACCACAAUCGUCUGGUACCGGCAACUCGAAUACCACUGCUGCUGGCUAUGGUUCGGCGUCGUCGUCGUCGCAACCCUCAUCAUCCGGCCACUCUCAGCCAGCACAAAGAUCGAAAAAACCCACAACAGGGCUGCCGGGAGCUGUUUCGCAUAUCUAUUAUAAACAUGGUCUCUUUUUGUCAAGUUAUCCCACAUGUGCCACCAGCAUUGCUAUUGUGGCAAUAUUGCUAUCAUGUUAUCCCCUCAUAAACAUCCCAUUACCUGGAACCAUACCAACAAAAAUCGUUUUACCCUUCGAGGGUAAAUAUCCAUUAUUUGGUGAAGGUGAUCGCUCCAAUUAUUCAUUGGUUAAGAAUAUAUUCAACGUCAAUAAUGUCUCAUACGAACCGCAUGUGCCGUGGUCUCAAAGUUUGCCAUUUUUUUAUGUGCAACAAAUAACAUUGCGCUCCAGUGUGCUACCCUGGACCGAUGACAUGCAAUUAAUGGAUGCAUUUCGGGCGCCUCUCUAUGAAGUUUUUAGACUUUUGGAAAUUGUUCGCAAUCAUGUAUCGGCUGAAAACCAACGCACUUUGGAUAAGAUUUGUUUGCGUGUGGAUAAUGUCAAGCGAACACAAAAUGAACAAAUUUUCCCGGAAUACGAUUGUCUAAUGCUCUCGCCAGCCAAUCUAUGGGGACAAAGCUUUCAAAACUUUACCAACGAUGCAAAUAUUUUGAACACCAUUUUUCAAUAUCAUAAUCUUCAAAAAUCCAAGGUAUCCACCUCUGAAAUGCUAUUUGGCCUUCCAAUGCAAGAUACCGGAUUUAAGCGAUAUCCCCUGCGAGCUCGCUCCCGCAUAAUACAGUAUGCCCUGACAUUGAUAAUCAAACAGAAUGAUCGUGAAUACAUAGAGUCGUUGAAGGAAAAACUACUGAAAUACUAUCCUCCGCCUCAAAUUGGUGGGGGCAAUGUGGACUCAGCACAGCAACAGGCUGCAGAGAAAACUUCCAUCACCUACAUUUUCUAUCCUGGAGAAUUUAAAAUGUGGGAAUUUCUGCCGCUCUCCAUAGCGUUUGUAUUACUCUUUACCUACGUGUAUUUCUCGGUGCGCAAAAUCGAUGUCAUACGUUCGCGUUUCCUUUUGGCCCUGUGUGCAGCAGUUACCAUUUUGGGUAGUCUGGUGAUGUCAUUGGGUUUAUGUUUCUUCUUUGGCCUAACCAUAAGUCUGCAGUCUAAAGAUAUUUUUCCAUAUUUGGUCAUACUCUUGGGUCUGGAAAACUGUUUGGUCAUUACGCGUAGUGUGGUAUCAACCGAUGAAACGUUUGAUGUGAAAAUAAGGGUAGCUCAAGCGCUGAGCAAGGAAGGCUGGCACAUUUCAAAGACUCUGCUGACGGAAAUUACAAUACUAACCAUAGGCUUGGCCACCUUUGUGCCUGUUAUACAAGAGUUUUGCGUAUUUGCAAUUGUGGGUUUGUUGUCGGAUUAUAUGUUGCAAAUGAUGUUGUUCUCCACCAUAUUGGCCAUGAACAUUAAGAGGCCGGAAUAUUCAACAGAGGCAAAACAUUUGCCAAAAAUGAUGCUCUCAUUUACGGGCAAUUCUUCGUCUGGCAAUACAAACCAUGCCUCUGGAUUUGCUGGCAAUGGACGCCCUGAUUUCAGAUUCUUCGGCAACUCCCCAUCGCCAACAGGCAACAAUGCUGGGGGAUUUUCCCAAACACCUUUUGGGGCUGGGAUUUUUCAUCGCUCGCAGUCGCAUCCUAAAUUGGCAUUUGGAGAUUUUGGAGUGCUUAAUGGUGGCCAGGAUAUGAAGAGAUCAUCGAUUGCUUUGGGUUCUAACAGUCAGCCGGAUAUACCAAAACGCUUGAAGAUUGUGAAUUUCUGGGCCCGCACACGUUUCUUUCAACGAGCCUUCAUGGUAUGGAUGAGUGUCUGGAUAUGUUCCAUUGUCUACAACUCGGGCUAUUUGGAAAAUCUUUUUGUGGUGGACAGCAAUCGUACUGUGGGUUUGGGCAGUUAUGAAAUUCAACGCAAUUGGAUGGUUGGUCGUGGGGCGGUAUCGAGUUUUUUCUCCAACGUGCAUUCAGCCAUUAAUGCUGGCGGGGCCACCAAUCAAGAUGGUGAGCAUAAUCCUUAUGGUGGCAACAGUGUUUUUGGGAACGGCUAUAAUGCUGGUCAGGAAGGCUCUCCCAUGGAAACACAAAUUAAUGAGACAGAAGCAGAGCUUAGACGUCUACUAUACCCAGAUUUUGAAAUCAAUUAUUUCCUCUCUAAUUUUCACUGGUCAACAAUAAUGAAGCAGUACAAUGUCUCACUGAAGGGUCGUUAUGUUACCAUAUUGCCGACCAUUAAACUUUCGCAUGCCAUAAAUCCGGAAAAGGCAGUUCGUGGCCGUAAUCCAAAUGAAAAGGUGGUGCAAAAUUUCCAAUGGAAGGCCUUGGCAGCGGCUUUGGAUCCUUUAGAUUUCAGUGAUGAUGAGAAUCGUGAAUCGCCCAUUUUUAUGCCAGGUGGCACUCCCCUUUUUCCCAAGAGUCCCAUGGAGAUAUUCUUUGCAAUAACCCUUUGCUGUAUAAGCGUUUUUGUGUUAUGCUACACCAUGGUAGUGUUCUAUCGUUGUAUAUGCACUCGUAACUAUGCCGAAUGGCGCUCAAGUUGGAAUGAAUCCUCGGACUUUACACACAAAACGGAACAAAUACUUGAAGGUGUACCCACCCAGAUUGCAGGACAUAAACAUCGCAUAGAAUGUCUAGUCUCUGAUGGUUCCAACAUCAUAAGCUGUUGUUUAAAAGGCCAAAUAAAAGUGUGGGACGCGCGAAGUGGAGAGAACAUUACAACCAUCAACAGGGGUGACAUGCAGGUGACCACACAUCGCGAAGAUGGCGAGGUGGUGGUGAGAAAAUUGAACUCAUCCCCUGUAUGGUGUUUGGAUUACUUUGAUAACCUAAUUGCCGUUGGUUGUGCUAAUGGGCGCAUUGAGUUAUGGGAAAUGCCAUCUGGUACUUUGAAGUGCACUUAUCACGAAGAUUCCAAACGUAAUCAAGGUAUUACGCAUAUAAAUUUGAAUAGUGAUCGUGUAAUUGUGGCCCGUCUCUGUGGGCGUUUGGACUUUUAUCGUUUGGAAACCUAUUACAAGGGCAAACAGAUUGAUUGGGGCUUUACUUCGGCAUACCGCAGAACCCAUGUUCGAACAAAUUCCACUGGCAGCAUUGGCCUAAUGCACCAUCAGCAGCAUCAACAGGCCCAUCAGCGAAAUGAAAGAACAACCAAUGAGGAGAUGAAAUGCAUACUGCGAGGAGUGCGCUUGGCUCAUCAGCAACCCAUUACAUGUAUGGAGGUGGUAAAUGAGAUGGUAUUUACGGGUAGCCAAGAUCAUACCCUCAAGGUGUACAGCUUAAAUAACACCGACAUAGAAUAUACCCUACACGGUCAUUGUGGUCCAAUAACGUGCCUCUUUGUGGACCGUUGGCAGCCGGGCACAGGUGGCUCAGGUUCCCAGGAUGGUAUGCUAUGUGUUUGGGAUCUAUUUACAGGUGCCUGCAUGUACAAUAUACAGGCCCACGAUGGAGCUGUCAGUUGUUUGGCCUGUGCGCCCAGUUAUGUUAUAUCGCUGGGUACAGAUGAGCGCAUUUGUGUAUGGGAACGAUUUCAGGGCAAUUUGCUGACCACAAUAAACAUCUCAAAUGCUUAUUCAAGUCUCUUAAUGCUGACACCAUCACUGCUAGUCACCAGCAAGAUGGGAUCUCUAAUAGUUUGGGAUGUUCGCACUGGCGAACCAGCGAGAGAAGUCAAAUUGGACUUUUCCAACCUACAUUUAUGCCCCAAGAUUAUGAUGUUAGCCUAUGAUUCUGUGGUCUGUGACUAUGGCAAUGAGAUACGGGUGGUACGAUUUCCUAUAGUUGCGGAUAAGUCUAAUUAAGUAACUAAGUCACCCAUCCAUAAAUCACUCCAAAAGCAUUACUUCUUCCUCACACGUGUACACUUUUCUACUACAACGUUUGACCUUUGAA
This is a messenger RNA of Stomoxys calcitrans (stable fly), 5139 nucleotides long. RefSeq names its product sterol regulatory element-binding protein cleavage-activating protein (gene SCAP). Gene Ontology annotation, biological process: SREBP signaling pathway. Lineage: Eukaryota; Metazoa; Arthropoda; Insecta; Diptera; Muscidae. Gene Ontology annotation, cellular component: endoplasmic reticulum membrane; Golgi membrane. Bases 1110 to 5048 code for a protein of 1312 amino acids. Gene Ontology annotation, molecular function: protein binding; sterol binding. The record is from RefSeq and is a predicted model, not a curated record. The transcript has 9 exons.